Messenger RNA from Camarhynchus parvulus, 4146 nucleotides. It is a transcript of the gene PISD, whose product is annotated as phosphatidylserine decarboxylase. The record is from RefSeq and is a predicted model, not a curated record. Gene Ontology annotation, molecular function: phosphatidylserine decarboxylase activity. Gene Ontology annotation, cellular component: mitochondrion. Lineage: Eukaryota; Metazoa; Chordata; Aves; Passeriformes; Thraupidae. The transcript is spliced from 9 exons. Bases 340 to 1611 code for a protein of 423 amino acids. Gene Ontology annotation, biological process: phosphatidylethanolamine biosynthetic process.
GCCCGGCAGCGAGCGGAGCGGGGCCGGGAGCGGCUGCCAGCGGCGGGAGGAAGGGUCGGUGUCGCGUUUUGGCGAUUGAAGGCGGAAAGCCGGGACGAAGGAGACUUCCCUGGGCAUCAGCUGCAACUCUCGUAGCAGAGAUUCAAGUGGGAAACAGAGAGGGAAUCCAGAGACAAACCAGCGGGGGAUUUAGAAACCGUGACGCCGUGUCCUCUCUCCUAUACCCAAGCAAGCAAAGGAAAGAGAGGUAGAGGAAAAAAGACUGAGCCUUGCAACAGCCAUCACCCUGACGAUGUGUCAGUCAAACACCCUGCAGGGACCAGAGCUCCACACAGGGAAAUGGUGAGAUGCUACAAAGCUUUAUCUAACCCUCCACCCUCUUGCUACAACCUCCGCAAAGUUAAAAUUCAUGUCCGGAGGCUGCGUUCAGGGAACGGCGGCAGCAGCAGCUGUGCCGGGGACCAGCACCCACAGCUGGAGAGUCCAGGCCCAGCUGGCUCUGCUGGUGGGACACCAAGUAGGAGAACUCGUUUCAGGUUGCAAUUCCCCCAGCUGGCCCUGAGGCGAAGGUUGGGCCAGCUGAGCUGUAUGUCUAGGCCUGCUCUGAAACUCCGUUCUUGGCCUCUGACUAUUCUCUAUUACCUUCUGCCUUUCGGUGCUCUUAAACCCUUGACCAGAGUGGGAUGGAGGCCUAUGAGCAGGGUUGCCCUGUACAAGUCGGUCCCGACGCGGCUGCUCUCGCGAGCCUGGGGCCGCCUGAACCAGGUGGAGCUGCCCACGUGGCUGAGGAAGCCGGUGUACAGCCUGUACAUCUGGACCUUCGGGGUGAACAUGAAGGAGGCAGCUGUGGAGGAUCUGCACCACUACAGGAACCUCAGUGAGUUCUUCCGCAGGAAGCUGAAACCGCAGGCACGGCCGGUGUGCGGUGUGCACAGCGUGAUUAGUCCCUCUGAUGGAAAGAUCCUUAAUUUCGGACAGGUAAAAAAUUGUGAAGUGGAGCAAGUAAAAGGGGUUACUUAUUCUCUGGAAUCUUUCCUGGGACCUCGCAUCUCCACAGAGGAAAUGCAUUUUAGCCAGGCCCCACCUAAUAACUCUUUUCAGAAACAACUGGUCACAAAGGAGGGGAAUGAGCUCUACCACUGUGUAAUUUACCUUGCACCAGGGGAUUAUCACUGCUUCCACUCACCCACAGACUGGACAGUGUCACACCGACGGCAUUUCCCAGGCUCUCUGAUGUCUGUCAAUCCUGGAGUUGCUCGCUGGAUCAAGGAACUGUUCUGUCACAAUGAACGGGUUGUCCUUACAGGUGACUGGAAACAUGGCUUCUUCUCACUAACAGCUGUAGGAGCAACAAACGUGGGCUCCAUCCGCAUCUACUUUGACCAGGACUUGCACACGAACAGUCCAAGUUACUCUAAAGGUUCCUACAAUGACUUCAGCUUCAUAUCCAACAACAACAAGGAGGGAAUUCCCAUGAGGAAAGGGGAACAUUUAGGGGAAUUUAACUUAGGCUCUACAAUUGUACUAAUCUUUGAGGCACCCAAGGACUUCAGAUUCAACCUCAAGGCUGGACAGAAAAUCCGCUUUGGAGAAGCACUGGGCUCUCUAUAGGAACUGUCUCAGCAAGAAGAUUUUCUAUAAAAAGGGACUCUUUUCACACCACUGAGUGUUUCACUUAUCAAGUUUGUAUCACUCAGCAGGACCUGGGUGAGGAGGAAGAAAGAUGUCACUGCUGCAUUAAACUUGAAAGUAUUUGGUCUACAUUUACCUGCUGCUGAAUGUAGAAACUGAGUUGAAUGAUCAUGGAUGUAUCGGGUACAGCUGCCUUUAAAGAUGUUGCCCAUGGUGGUUUCAGGCCCACCCUGUGCCUGUAGUUUUUCAAGUUCUCCCCUGAAUGUGCCACAGGAUAAUUAUGUUCUUAGAGCCUCUAAGUCCCUUUUAAGCCUUCCUAGGCAGGUGCAGUAGGAAAGGGUGGAGGUAGAGAUUACCUGUAUUUAAAGGGACACUGACAGGCUGAGUCAGACCUUGUACCUUGUAUCUACAGAAUCUGUUUUUCAGACCUUGAGUAAAGAAUAUAUUCUCAUAUUUAUUUUAUUCUAAGAAACUCCACCCAAAUUACUAGAUAAAAGCAGUCUCUGAAUGCACAGAUGGCCAAACUGAAAUUUGCUGGUGUGGCUUCAUGGCCCAAACAAAGCAAAAUGUGCAACAGUCAGUCAGUACAAUGAGUGACACUCAUCCCUCAUCCUGAGUUUUUCACUGUUAGACAACUUUAGUUCUUUUGUCUGACAUUGUUGCUUUAAAAAUGGGCUUUGCAGUUAUUUUAAACCUGAAAACAGUGUCUACAUUCCAGACAACAGAACUUGUCAUCUUGCGAUUUUCUUUUUUUUUUUAAAGACAGACAAAGCUCUGUGUCCUCCUCCUAAUCCAUGGUUUUAUUUUGCUAUUCCAGGCCUUAAAGUUUUUGUCUUUAUGAAAGACAGUUAACUUCACCUCUUGGAUUAAGGAGUUAGAAGACACAGGGCAUACUUUUGCUGGGUGAUGUGAUGACAACUAAAGGAUGCUUUUCCUUUCUGCUAUGUAUCUUGUUACUUUGUCACUAAAUUCUUGAAGAAUUAGUUCCUCUGUUAAAGGAUAGCUUCAGCUACUUCAGGACCAAUUUUUAUUGUACAGAGUGAAAUGCCCUAUGCACUGACUGUGUUUAAAAUAUUUAUGGCUUUUUAAAGAAAUCCCAUGUUGCUUCCCAGGUGCCAAUCUGGCCCUCCCUUGACUGGGCAACAACUUCAUCUUAUUCAAAAUACAAAAAAAAAACACACUGGCUCUGACUUGUACCCUCAUACUUAAUGCUAGGAAUGUGCUGGGGGCUGAAAUCUUUGUGCUGAAGCUUAACCCACUGUAAAAUUUUAAAGCCUCUUUGUGACUUCACAUCAAGAAGAGUUAAAAUCUGACACCUUGGAUCUCCUGCAUGUGGCACUGACAAAAACCACUACCAAAGUGAAGAGGAAUUGAGUUUUAAAGCAAUGUAUAAAUUGUUUUUUGAGAAUAAACUGUUUCAAGUCCCAGCACUCAAACAUGAUUUUGCUAUCUAGAGCUUGUUGGGAGUGGACACGCUUAUGAAACCUGCCUUUGUGCUUUCUGAAAGAUUUCUCCUACUACUUCCUUGCUUGAGCUACUUUUCUGCUACUUCAAGGAGAUGACAGGCUCUGAUCUCCUAAAGAAACCCUUCUUUGUAUGCACUGCAGAAAACAGAAUAUAAUUUUGUUGUACAAAUGUCCAGUUUGCCAAGUCCUGUAUGCUUAGCUUGUCAUCGGGAAGGAAGGGAUGAUAAACUGCCUCUAACUGAUGUAGCCAGGCAUGAGUCAGAUGAGGGUGGCUGUUUGGGUGACAAGCAGGAGAAAAUUCAUUUGGCUCCAGGAGUCAGUGUUUCCUCACACAGGGAGGAGUUUGAAAGCUUGAAGUGGCUCUCAGCCACCUAUCUUGUUAAAGUUCUUGGUAUUAGCAAGUUUACUCCUGCAGCAGUAUAGUACCAGAUACAAGUCUUUUUAAACCUUUGAGAGUGAGAAAAGAGUAAGGCAAAUAUCAGCUCCAAGAGGAUAAAAUUAGGGUGAGCUUUUUGAUUAAACUUCAGUGUCAUGUUAACAAGAGAAAUAAAAUUUGUUCUAGUGGAUGAGAGAAAAAGACAAAUGAAUCUUUUCCUUCUUUUCCACUGGGGUCUAUGACAUCCAGACAGAGCCAAAGGAAGUUUAAGCUUUAAUUUCUUCCUACUCAGCAGCAUCAUCCAUAGUAUCUGAAGGUACAUAUUAGCCUGGUGAUGGAGGAUGGGUUGCUUGAUGUUUGCUUUAUUAGAAAUCUCAGAAGGAAGAGAGGAUUCAGCAUGCAAGUGGCUGUUGUUAUGAUGGUUUUAAUACUGUGCAGAGCGAGCUAAUAAACCAACAUUGCUUGUGAUGCAGGGGCCAGCAAUGCACCCCAGGAGUGAAAAAGUUCCUCGAGGGUACUGAUAAUGCUGUGAAUUUCUCCUGCAUGGAGAAUCCAUUUAAUUCAACUGUAUCAGUAGCACGGUAUUUUUGUAUGUCAAAGUGUAUGACUUACUGACCUGAACUCAUUUAAUUGCAAACAUUUUGAAAUAAAGAGUCUUAUCUGUGUUGCUUA